AUGUUCGCACAAUCACCGGCUGUGAUACUGUCGUUCGGGAUGUUCAUCAACACAACAUCAUCUUGCAGCUGUGCUCGCAAAAGAGUCCGGUGUAUAGCAGCAGUUAAGGAGUCAGAGACGAAGGGGAUGCACAAAGGAAUUCUACCUCCACGUGGGAUCUCACUUUGUUGUUCGUACAUAAAACUCACUCGAGAACAAUCAAAAGAUGGUUGGCUGCCUUAUUUGAAUGCUCAAAUAAAACUACACAAUGGCAUUGCAAGUGUGAAAUGGUAUCGCAAGGAAAGCUCGAAAAACAUACUGAUAAACGCAAAGUCAGCUCAUCCUAAUGGCAUGAAAAAGGCAAUUAUCCGAAAUAUGGUCAAAACAGCAACAGCAAUGUGCACAGGGGAUAGAGAACGGGAGGAAUCACUAAAACUAGCCACAAACAUAGCUAGUUCAAACUGUUACUCGAGAUUGAAAUCUAACACCCAAUCUCGAACUACGAACAACACAGUGAGGAUCCCACGUGAAGGUAGAAUUCCUUUGUGCAUCCCCUUCGUCUCUGAUUCCUUAACUGCUGCUAUACACAGGACUUUUUUGCGAGCACAGCUGCAAGAUGAUGUUGUGUUGGUGAACAUCCCGAACGACAGCAUCAAACGACAGUUAGUUCGCAAUAGAUUCUACGAUAGGCAAUGCGUGUCAGAAUGUUGUGUGGUUUGUCCAUUCGGUAAGGCCGGUGACUGCGCGAACAUCGGAGUUAGACAGACGGCGCCAGACACCUAUAGAAGGAGGGAUGGCGCGCUGGCGCCAGAUAGCUAUAAUAUGGGGUGCGACGGGUCCACCGGCGUCGGAUUGGUGCGCCGGCUCCAGUUACCUAUAGAGUCGGGUGCAACGGGUCCAGGACGAAUGAAAUGGUGCGCAAUAACUUCGUGUGCAUGA
Necator americanus (New World hookworm) is the source of this 918-nucleotide messenger RNA. RefSeq lists its product as uncharacterized. The coding region runs from base 1 to 918 and encodes 305 amino acids. The transcript has a single exon. Lineage: Eukaryota; Metazoa; Nematoda; Chromadorea; Rhabditida; Ancylostomatidae. The record is from RefSeq and is a predicted model, not a curated record.